This is a messenger RNA of Pisolithus orientalis, 1986 nucleotides long. RefSeq lists its product as uncharacterized. The record is from RefSeq and is a predicted model, not a curated record. The transcript has 7 exons. Bases 149 to 1831 code for a protein of 560 amino acids. NCBI's taxonomy places the organism in Eukaryota, Fungi, Basidiomycota, Agaricomycetes, Boletales, Pisolithaceae.
GGGGUUUAUAAGUUGGGGGCCUGUGAGUUGGCGCCUACCAAUAUAUUACCUCGCGGCGUGCCAGCCGGUCACGUUCCAAAGGCAACACGCCCCAACGGUGAACGUCUGAGCGACGUUUUCUCCCCUUUCCCAUUACUCUCCUGACGCUAUGUCUGACGCGCCCGCCAUCGAUGCACAAUCGUUGAGGAGAACACAGUCCACUGGCGACAUCCCCACGCGGGAGCCCACCCAGUCCUCCCGGGCGCGGGGAUCAGCCUCGAAUAACCGCCCAGGCCGCAGUGUUCCUCGGUCAACUUCCUCGUCCAUUCCGAAUACUGCCCCUUCCCCAAAUGCGGCCACUCCUUGGCUCAGGCAAGCUGGUCAACCGUCAUCUCAAGAGUCAGGCACACAACAACCCGACAAUUCUCCUGAGCUCUCUCUCUAUGAAAGAAUCAAGCACUUCUUCGGGUUGGGGUCCAACGCUUCUAGAACGCGGAAGGCCCUUGUGUCGCUUGUUCUCACUCUUUCUUAUUCGUUUCUGCAGGUCGUCGCAAUCAUAACAGUCCUGAGUAUGGCCUCGGUUACUUCCAGUCCUCAAAACCACUCCGUCAACCAAAUCGAUGUCUGUGGGCGAGCAUUGGUCGCUUGGAACUCCAUCUGGAUAGUGCGACUGAUCUUGGCGUCUGGACUGUCAUACUGGCAUUUCCUGCGGAUACGAACAACUGACAACACACGUCGGGGGGAUUCUGAGUUGACCGCUCGACCUGGCACAGGCCAGGUUUCCCGUAACGAAGACGCGAAUCAACGUAACAGAGAGGGAAUAUCAAGGAGUUCAUCAGGUCCAGCUCUCCCCUCUAGUUCGGAAUCUACAGAGCCUACUCUGCCCUAUAAUCAUAUCUACGCUCGUUUGUCCCUUUUCGCAUCUAUGCUUAGCUUGGCUUGGUUCCUUACCGCACACAUUUUGGAAUAUACGACCAUUCAGACUUGCCGUCUUUCUGCUCCCCUGGUGUGGUGGCUUACAUUCGCGAUCCUUUGUACCAUGUAUUUCAUUGUCCUGGAAGUUGUUCUAUUUGGGUUUCUCGUGUUUAUGGUUCUGCCACUCAUUAUGCUCCUUUACAGCGUCAUCCUACUAUGUCUUGGGCGUCAUCCGCUCCAAAAUCCACACUACAUUAAACCUGAAAUUGGAAAGUUGCCCAAAUCCGUUGUGGAUCGGAUUCCUCUUGUGAUAUACAUCCCCCCUCCACCCGACGAUGCAACACAACCUAUAUCCCUACCAAAACCAGUUCACACUUACCCGCCGAAACCGCCCACUGCUCUAAGAAGAAAGAGGUUUGCAUUCCUUCCCAGGCGCCGCCAAAAAGAGGGUGCGAUUGAAAGCCGGGUAGAAGAUAGAAGGGCAACAGCCCCGAGGCCUGCUGACGCUACGGAAGAAGAGACGUGGGAGGAUACGUGGGAGCAGUGUCAGUAUCCGUUUGUCAGACUGGAUGGGAACCGUGCUGCUUGCGCCAUUUGCUUGAUGGAUUUCGAAGAACCGAGGAGGCAGUCUGCAGUGGGGGGCGGAGAUCCACAAAGGAAAGGUCAACCAGAUGCUGCGGUAGUGCAACCACGGGGACGGGAAGAGGAAAUUCCGGUUGAACGUAUCACAGAAGAAGAACGAGAUGGAAUACCUCGGCUCCAAUUUGCCGGUGAAGGACCUCAACCGCUACGAUUACUUGCUUGUGGUCAUGUUUUCCACAAAACGUGCAUUGAUCCGUGGCUCAUCGACGUCUCUGGGCGUUGUCCAGUUUGCCAGCGCCCUGUCGAGAUCGAUGAUGUGGAUCCUAAGAAGGCGAAGCGAAACAGACGAAGUUGAACAUCUUGGCUUUGGAAACGCGAAAAAGGCUGCAAGGUACGACGCUGAGAGCAAAAUACUAAUGUAGACAUUUGUGGCGCUGGAGGACCUCUCAUCGCAUGUCAUGUAUUUUUACGCUCGCACAUACAAUCGUCAUCCGCCCAUAUCUGUCUGAC